Oncorhynchus keta (chum salmon) is the source of this 3846-nucleotide messenger RNA. RefSeq names its product TP53 induced glycolysis regulatory phosphatase a (gene tigara). Gene Ontology annotation, molecular function: fructose-2,6-bisphosphate 2-phosphatase activity. The record is from RefSeq and is a predicted model, not a curated record. NCBI's taxonomy places the organism in Eukaryota, Metazoa, Chordata, Actinopteri, Salmoniformes, Salmonidae. The transcript has 6 exons. Gene Ontology annotation, cellular component: cytosol. Gene Ontology annotation, biological process: fructose 2,6-bisphosphate metabolic process; negative regulation of glycolytic process; fructose 1,6-bisphosphate metabolic process. The coding region runs from base 497 to 1141 and encodes 214 amino acids.
CGUGCUCGUGCUGUGUUUUGUAGGUGACAGGAAGAAAGUUCAUAUUGAAGAAUUGCGAUUUAAGGAUAAUCAACUACCUCAAAUUUAAAAGGAUAACAAUGCUUACAUUUGGCAUAACGAUAGUUCGACAGUAAGUGGGCAUUAUUCAGAAGAUACUAGCGGUCUAUUCAUUACUAUUCAGUGUAUGUGUGUUUCCAUUUGCAAAGCAACUGUAGACUGUAGCCCGAUACUGUUGCUACAUACAGUGAGUGAAUGGUUAUUGACAAGUUGUGCGUCAAAAACGGAUAAAUGCUUAUCAAAGUACAAUUUAGAAUUUGAAUGGCUUGCAUGAUAUCAGUGCAUGGCCACCGCACAGACGCAUUACGCUGAGCUGGUGUCGCAUUACUCCAGUCUCCAGCGGCUGGAGUGAACGUCAAGAAAAAGUGGUGAAACAGAAUGGAAUAAAAAAGGCCUCCUACAAGGCCAGGCGAUAGACUCGUCUCUAUCAGACAUAGGGAUGCAGCAGGCAGAGGCUGCAGGAAAAUAUCUCAAGGACGUCAAGUUCACCAACGUGUUUGUCAGUGACAUGGCCCGUGCCCGUCAGACUUGCGAAGCAAUUGUAAAACACAACAGUAGUUGCUCUGGCCUAGAAAUUGUCACCGAUCCAUCACUUAAAGAGAGGAGUUUUGGGAGUGCCGAGGGGGGCUUGGUGGUGGACAUGAAGAACAUGGCUACAGCGGCUGGUCAAUCGUGGCUGGACUUCACUCCUCCAGGGGGAGAGACUAUAGAACAGAUGAAGAUGCGGAUCAAAGAGUUUCUGGAGCACCUGUUCCAGCGCAUGGUGGCUGACCACUGCAGACCAGGACAGAGGGAGACAGGGAUGCCAGAGGGGGCUCUUGCAGGCAAGCCAGAUGAUGGGACCAGAGAUGUUCCUGCCCAUGCCCUGGUGGUCAGCCAUGGGGCCCUAAUACGUGUGGCCAUGCGCUACCUUGUGGAUGAGCUAAAGUGUCCUUUACCCCAGGGGUUGGACAUGUCCCAUGUGAUCGCUCUCUGUCCCAACACGGGCAUAUGUCGGUUUAUCUUCACUGUGACAAAAGGGGAUGCGGGCGUCACCCUCUCAGCCAUCCGCUGUGUCUUCAUCAACAGGUGCGAGCACAUCUAAGAGAAGGGGUAGAGUGGAGGGGGUUGAAGGAAAUAAUCUCCUGGUUCACACUAUAGGGCCGACUAGAACCGUAUUGUGCUGUUUAGGAUAUUUUCUUUUCACAUUGUCCUUUCUAGCAUGGUUCCAGCAACUAUGGUAGAUAGACAAAGUGGUACUGGGCUGGCCUGACUCGCCUUGGCCUCUUGAGUGUGAAUCGGGCUGACUAAGAUAUACACAGACUCCAUAUAGGAAUCUGGUUGUGUUAUUUAAAAGGCAUACACUACCGGUCUAAAGUUUCAUAACACUUACACAUUCAAGAGUUUUUCUUUAUUUUUUUGUCUUUUUUAAAAACAAUUUUCUACAUUGUAGAAUAAUAGUGAAGACAUCAAAACUAUAAAAUAACACAUAUGGAAUCAUGUAGUAACCAAAAAAGUGUUAAACAUUUUCUAUUUGAGAUUCUUCAAAUAGCCACCCUUUGCCUUGAUGACAGCUUUGCACACGUUUGGCAUUCUCUCAACCAGCUUCAUGAGGUAGUCACCUGGAAUGCAUUUCAAUUAACAGAUGUGCCUUCUUCAAAGUUAAUUAGUGGAAUUUCUUUCCUUCUUAAUGCGUUUGAGCCUAUUAGUUGUGUUGUGACAAGGUAGGGGUGGUAUACAGAAGAUAGCCCUAUUUAGUAAAAGACCAAGUCCAUAUUAUGGCAAGAACAGCUCAAAUAAGCAAAGAGAAAUGACAGUCCAUCAUUACUUUAAGACAUGAAGGUCAGUCAAUACGGAAAAUUUCACGAACUUUGAAAAUUUCUUCAAGUGCAGUCGCAAAAACCAUCAAGCGCUAUGAUGAAACUGGCUCUCAUGAGUACCAUCACUGGAAUGGAAGACCCAGAGAUACCUCUGCUGCAGAGGAUAAGUUCAUUAGAGUUACCAGCCUCAGAAAAUGCAGCCCAAAUAAAUGCUUCAAAGAGUUCAAGUAACAGACACAUCUCAACAUCAACUGUUCAGAGGAGACUGUGUGAAUCAGGCCUUCAUGGUCGAAUUGCCGCAAAGAAACCACAACUAAAGGACACCAAUAAUAAGAAGAGACUUGCUUGGGCCAAGAAACACGAGUAAUGGACAUUAUACCCGUGGAAAUUUGUCCAAAUUGGAGAUUUUUGUGUCUUUGUGAAACCCGGCGUGGGUGAACGGAUGAUCUCCAAAUGUGUAUAUCCCACCGUAAAGCAUGGAGGAGGAGGUGUUAUGGUGUAGGGGUGCUUUGCUGGUGACAUUGUCUGUGAUUAAUUUAGCCAAGAAGGAGAGUGAUGGAGUGCUGCAUCAGAUGACCUGGUCUCCACAAUCUCCCGAUCUCAACCAAAUUGAGAUGGUUUGGGAUGAGUCGGACCACAGAGUGAAGGAAAAGCAGCCAACAAGGGCUCAGCAUAUGUGGGAACUCCUUCAAGACUGGCGGGAAAAGCAUUCCAGGGGAAGCUGGUUGAGAUAAUGCCAAGAUUGUGCAAAGCUAUCAUCAUCAAGGCAAAGGGUGGCUAUUUGAAGAAUCUCAAAUAUAAAAUAUAUUUUGAUUUGUUUAAAACUUUUUUUGGUUACUACAUGAUUCCAUAUGUGUUAUUUCAUCGUGCUUUUGUCUUCACUAUUAUUAUACAAUGUAGAAAAUAUCAAAAAUAAAGAAAAGCCCUUGAAUGAGUAGGUGUUCUAAAAUAAUUUUGGACCGGUAGUGUAUAUGUAUUUGUCUGAUAGUAUUUUAAUGUACAUUAUGCAACACAAUGAAGAUUGAGAAAAUAAACAAUCAUAUUUUGAAGCUCUCCUAUUCCCUCGCAUCACUGCACCGUGCAUAACCAGCUGACUUGUUAAAAACCUACAGCACUGUCUUUGAAAUUCAAAUUUAAUAUUCUUUGACACCAUCUAAAUGUUCUCUAUGUUACCGGUAGUUUGAUUUGGUGAGUGAAAUGUGGACGUUUGGCUUAUGUAGAAUAAAUGUUCAAAUAAAAAAAAUGCUGAUAAAUAAAGAACACUCUUUAAGAAACAUUUUAAAAACAGACUUGUUUAUCCAGGCACAAUGCCAUUUCUUAUUACUUAAACUUUUGGCUGGUUUAAUGUAUUUCUUUAUACAUCUUAUAACAUCACAUCUCCUUCUUGCAACUACUCAUAUCAUGUUCUAUCAGUUGUUGUCUUGAAAAACAGAACUUCAUGCUCAUGAAAGGCUAUUUGUGAUUGACCAGUUUUACCUCUUGGAAUCCAACCACAAUGUUAAUGAAUGAAUGCUGGGUAACACUUUAUAUUAAGUUGUCUAAACAUAUGUAAUAAUACUGUAAUUAUACCAGUAAUACAUAGUAGGCAGGAGAGUAGGAUAAUUGCAUUUUAAUUGCAUAGUAAUUGAGUUUUUGCCUUUACAAAAGAGGGAGAUGGACCGUUCUUCCUUCCACUGGCGUAAUAACGAAAACCACUCAACCCCAUUACUAUGCUAUUAGAAAACAACAAUGUUGUGACUGUAGUAAUUACAGCAUUACUACUAAUGUAAAGUGUUACCUAGAGCUGCAUUGAAAGCAGUACGAACAAGGUGUGAUUAUGAACCUAGUGUGAAACAAUUCUUUCAAAUGCUAUGUACAUUAGUAAUAUGUCAGAAUUAGUCAUAUUUAGAUCUGUUUCCGUUUACACUAAACAAAAAUAUAAAUGUAAAGUUUUGGUACGAUGUUUCAUGAACUGAAAUAAAACAUCCCAGAAAUGUUCCAUAUGCACAAA